Molecule: messenger RNA, 1865 nt
Organism: Megachile rotundata (alfalfa leafcutting bee)
Lineage: Eukaryota; Metazoa; Arthropoda; Insecta; Hymenoptera; Megachilidae
Gene: Syn1
Product: Syntrophin-like 1
Cellular component (GO): intracellular anatomical structure; dystrophin-associated glycoprotein complex
Molecular function (GO): structural molecule activity; protein binding
Source: RefSeq, a predicted model, not a curated record
GACGUCGCGGUCGUCGGUUGUUCGUUUUCUCAGUGAUCGUGGUAUAUUGUCCCGUUGGCGAUGUGACCGGUUUUGAAAGUGACGUGCUCUUUUCCGUACUCAUUAUCGCGUCCGUACGCGCACCACGGUUUGUAAAUCGGACCGCCAUUAACGCGCAUUUUCAAACAUCCGACGCGGGGAACGCGUCUCCCGGCGUGCAUCGCGUCUGUCACGUUCCCCUCGCAAUUCAAUCGCAUACACAUCCCAGAAGGACCGUACAUCGUUCGUUGCCCCGGGUAACGUUCGAUCAGUGUUCGAUCUUCCUGCAUCGGUAGAAAACCGCCUGUUUCGGAGUGCGGGAACGGGCGUUCAAACUAGGAUGAAUUCGUGCUCGUACGAUCAGUGUCAACGACAGUGUCAAUCCGGUUAAUCGCAGUGUCUCGCAACGACUGACAUUAAUCUGGUAACAUUGGAGCGGCAUCGGUCUGCCGCGCGCGCGUGCAAACGGUAAUUUGCAACGGAGUGUGAAAGCGAUCGUCUCGAUUCUUACGGCGAAAGUGAACGACGGAUGUUAGCGAGUAGGUGAGCAGCGGUGAGGGGUGAAAAAGCGAAUCAUUCGUAAAGAAGCGUUUUUCGAUCGGAGGAAGAGGAAGGCCGGCGAAACAUGUCGAGGCUGUUGAAAGGCGAACCGACGGGCGGUUAUGUCAUUGACUCGAACGCGGCUCGUCGAAUGUAUUAACCCGUCCGCCGAUGACGCGUGUCGUGUCGUAAAAGAAGAAGGAAUCGGCGGCGGAGGACGAGCACGGAAUCCGUCGGUGGAACAACGCUCUUCUGAUCUAGCCAAAGAAAGAAAAGCAGGCCAGGCGUCGUGCCUCCCACUGCCUACCGGAAGUCAUAUGCCCAUACACGCGCGGAAAACGCGUGCAGCUUGCGAAGAAAUCGAAAUGGUCGAGCUGUGCGGAAGCGGACCGCCGACUUCAGCGAUGGGAGUGAUGGGGAUCGGUUCGGUAGUAUCCGCGGCAACGUCGUCCUCGUCCUCGUCGACGACGACCACGGCCGCAUCGUCUUCAGCUUCGGGUCGCGCGGGCGUCCUCGAAACGCAAGUUCGUGGCCAAUGGUACCGCGUGUUCGUCUCGCUGGAAGACGAUUACUUGAGCAUCUCGUUGGACGAGAGCUGCGAGACGGGCAACAAUGCCUUGAACAACGGUAACAUCAACAAUAACAACGUAGACAGCCUGAACGAUCCAGACGUGCCGGAUUCGGUGGCGAAUCAGAAGCGGAUCGUGCGCGUAGUGAAAAGCGACAACAACGGCCUCGGUAUAUCGAUCAAGGGCGGCAAGGAGAACAAAAUGCCGAUCUUGAUCUCGAAGAUCUUCAAGGGGAUGGCGGCCGACGCCACGGAACAACUAUACGUGGGCGACGCGAUACUGGCCGUAAACGGGGAGGAUCUGCGAGAGGCGACACACGACGAGGCGGUGAAGGCGCUCAAGAGGGCUGGCAAGGUCGUCGAGCUUGAAGGUAAGAUAGUGUUCGAGAGUAAUAUCAUUUCCGAAAUGAACGGGGGUCGCGACAACGAUAAGGGAAGAAGUGCUUGGCCGCUUAUCCGAACUACUUAAUGAUCAUUAAAGUGGUGGCUGUCGUGCGAAACGUUCGAGAGAAAUGCCGCCGUUCCAGCUGGCCUCCAUCUGCGCCGUAAUUAGUAGGUAAACGUUCCUAUAAAUUUCCCAGCAACUCGUCCGUCGACUAAUAACAAAAAAGCUAGGAAAAAGCGACCAAACAAGUUCGGAGAAAUUCCGGAUAUCGUUAGGUGUGAAGUGAUCAUGAAACAAACGUUCUCGUAAGAUUAACUGGUACUCUUCGUUCUUAGAUUCUGGCCUACUUUACUU